Molecule: messenger RNA, 1051 nt
Organism: Ectocarpus sp. CCAP 1310/34
Lineage: Eukaryota; Phaeophyceae; Ectocarpales; Ectocarpaceae
Source: the annotation of a GenBank genome assembly
GUCGGUGUAGGCAGCAAUGCCCAUCUCAUCUUUGUGCGCGGAGGCAGACGUCAGCAGAAAGGUGGACAGGCAAUAUGUACACGGCAAUUAGUUUGCUAGAGGGAGCUGUACUGUCUCAGUAACCUGGUUUUGCCAUCAAAGGAGGAGGGGACGGGUGGUGACGAGCUGAUUAGGCUGGUUGACCCUUCCGCGCGAGAAUUUUCAGACCAUAAACCCCAAGUGCAACGAGGGAGAAAGCGAGGAACCGACUGGGAAGGACAGCAACGAGAGCAUGUAUGCAUACGACGAUGGAUCUCACAGGUUUUGGUGCCGUUCCGGCACGCAGGACGGUUGCGCCGCAUUGUUCGCCCGGGCAGCUCGCGGGUCGCGCGUGCACAGCCUACUGCUGGAGGCCUUUCCAGGAUCGACUCAGGGCUGCUCUCUCGGCUUCGCCGUGCCACUGGUGCCCUGCAUAACCGAGCAACUACGUCUGACAAAGCAUCGUAAGGGGGCAUCGCGAACCCUCCGCUUCUACGGCAGCGGCGGGGGCGGCCACGCGCAGCCGGCGAGAGGCGUGGCUCGGGAGAGGGUCGCGGCCGCGGCCGUUGUCAUCAUCAACGGCGGCAGCAGACUGCUGCAACCCAUGACCCAACCCAUGACCACAGGCAGCACCACUUUCGCCUGUGUUGUCGUAUCUCGCGGGUCGGCGAUGGCCCCUCGGCGGCCUGCCGCCGACCGAUCGAUCAGCUCCUUGAACGCUGACAAGAUGGAUACCAUUGCAUACAGAUGCAAGCGAAACUCGCGCACUAUCGACAGAAUAUCAACAUCGUCGGUACAAGAAUGUACGGCGGAGGCAGGGCAAGGAGUAACGUCCAACGCUGUGAGGAAACGACUAGAGUCGGCAAAAAGCGAGUGCAAGACGACCCACGUGAAAGCCAUCUCAUCAAAGGGUACAAGACCAGAUGCUAUGCUCGAGGCCACCAACGUCUUCGUGGAGAAAAUCUCUUCCACCUACACGGACGAGGAAGUCGACCAAGUGAAAACGUUCAGGCAAGAAGAAGGUGUACGUUAG